AUGAGCGUGACCAACAGUGAUGAGGAUCGAGUGAAGGGGUCGUGGAGCCCACAAGAGGACUCCACGCUCAUCAAGCUGGUUGCCCAGCACGGCCCACGCAACUGGUCCCUCAUCAGCACCGGCAUCCCCGGCCGCUCCGGCAAGUCCUGCCGCCUCCGGUGGUGCAACCAGCUCAGCCCCACCGUCCAGCACAAGUCCUUUACGCAGCAAGAGGACAACAUUAUCGUCCGGGCCCACGCCCUCCACGGCAACAAGUGGGCCACCAUCGCCCGCCUCCUCCCCGGCCGAACAGAUAAUGCCAUCAAGAACCACUGGAACUCCACGCUACGGCGUCGUCGCCAACUAGCCGAGUUGUCGUCCGCGUCGUCCGAUUCCAACUCGGCCGCGCCGAUCAGGUACGAGCCGGGCAUGAAGCGGCAGUGCCUGAGGGUGUCGCCGGAGCCCGACAGCUUUAAAGCGGACGUGGGAGGGGACGGGGUGGUAGAGACGUCGCUGACGCUGUCGCCACCUGGCGAGAAGGAGGAAAACGAGGUCGUUUUGAAGAGCGAGGAUCAUGAUGACGAGGGGAAAUGUGCUGUGGAGAUGGAAGACAAGUGUUUGCUGACGAUCAUGCAGAGGAUGAUAGCCCAGGAGGUGAGGAAUUACGUUGAUAGCUUACGGGCCGAGGAUGGUCCCACGUCGUUUGGGCUUCAGUCAGCAGCGCUCCAAAAUGAUCCGUAA
This is a messenger RNA of Prunus mume (Japanese apricot), 720 nucleotides long. The record is from RefSeq and is a predicted model, not a curated record. Lineage: Eukaryota; Viridiplantae; Streptophyta; Magnoliopsida; Rosales; Rosaceae.